AUGGACGACACUCCACUCGACCAACUGCCGCCGGAAAUCCUCCUCCUCGUCUUCCUCCGCCUCCCUCUCCGCCACAUCGCCGUCAGCCAUUGCGUCUGUCGCUCCCUCUGCGCCACCCUCUCAUCUCCCCACUUCCUCCGCCUCCUCUCCCUCCAACGCCUCCUCCUCCUCACUCUCUGUCCCUCCUUCCCCUCCCCGAUUCCCUAUGCUUACGACCCGGACUCUGAUCGGUGGCUCCACCUCUCCCUCUCCUUCCUCCCCUUCGUCGGUCGCCGCCACGUUAUCGCUGCCUCCCACGGCCGCGUCUACCUUUGGGCCGCCUCCACCUCCGACGAUGAGGAGGAGGAGAAGCAAAGCUCUCCGAAAGCCCUUGUCGUGUGUAACCCCCUAACUGGUUGGUUCGUAACCCUCCCGAAACUCGGCUCCGUGUGGGCCCACCAUGGCUCUGUCAUUUGUGGCCCAGACGGAAGCGUCCUCCUUCUCACCGACCUCGCCGUUAUGUACUCGCGGCGUGGCGGUGCAUGGAGAAAUUUCUCGUCCGAAUUACCCACCAUGCCGCGGACGCCCGUGAUAAUUUCUGAUUCGAUCCUACUGUUGUGCAACCUAGGGGCGAUAUGGAGGCCGCGGUGGGCCAUAUACUCGGGCUCACUCCAGAAGCGGAGGACGAGCAUCCCGUGGACCCGACUCGAGGGGAAAGAGUGGGACAAGAUUUUUGCAUUUUUAAAGUGUCCGAGUCUUGUGCAAACGGGAGAUGAUAGGGGCAUGUAUGUAGUGGGAGGUUUGAUGAGCUCAAACAUGCAGUCGAGUGUGUGCCUCACGAUUGUGAUCAUUAGGUUUGAUUUGGAGACGAUGUGGUUGAAGCGUGAGGCGCAUAUGCCGACGAGCAUGUUCAAGUAUUUCAAGACGUGUGGGAAGUAUAAGGUGUUCGGAGGGGGGAAUAGGGUGUGCUUCUCAGCGUAUGGGAUUGGAAAAAUGGCCGUGUGGGAGGGGAGUGAGACGGGGAAGUGGGGGUGGGUGGACUCCGUGCCGGUGGAUGACGAGGAGGAAGGGGCAUGGCCGUAUUUCAUGUUGGAUGAUGAUCUUGAUUGUUUGUUGUGA
This is a messenger RNA of Striga hermonthica, 1098 nucleotides long. The record is from the annotation of a GenBank genome assembly. Lineage: Eukaryota; Viridiplantae; Streptophyta; Magnoliopsida; Lamiales; Orobanchaceae.